CCCGGGAAUGUCAGACUGGGAAUCGGACGGCGACGGGGAGUGCGGCGCGCUGUCCCGGGGCCCCAACGGGCCCUGGAAGGCGCUGCAGGAGGCGCCGCGCUCCUCGGGGAGGAGGGGACGGGACCGCGGAGGAGGAGGAGGAGGGAGAGGAAGAGGAGGAUGGGGAGGAAGAGGAGGCUGCUGCUGGAAAAGCGGGCCCCGGCCCCGGGAGCUGGGCCCCAGGAGGCCCUUGGAAUUCCGCAGCUUCCGCUACAAGGACGCGGCGUCGCUCUGCUUCACCCUGGAGAGCGCUCUCAUCGGGGCCCUCAUCGGUCGUGGUGGAUCUAAAAUAAGGGAACUUCAAGAAUCCUCUGGUUCCAAAAUACAGAUUGAUAAGGGAGACUACAAGGCUGAAGUGAAGAUCUUCGGUAAUAAGGAGGCCCAGAAUAAAGCAAAAUCACUAAUUGAUGAACUAAUUAAAAGACAGGAACAAAGUUCUCCUUCGGAAAGAACCGGAAAACAAUCUUCCAUAACACAAGAUGAUGAUGAUGAUUCUGAGUCUGGGUCUCAGCUGAGACCAAUGAUAGAUUGGACAUCCAUCCGAGAGAACAGAGCAAAAUAUGAAGCUAUGAAAUGGGCAGACUUGCCCCCAAUUAAGAAGGAUUUUUAUGUAGAAUCAAAAAGGACACACUCCAUGUCACAAAAAGAAAUAAACAACUGGAGGGAAAAAAAUAAUAACAUCAUGUGUGAUGACCUAAAAGAUGGUGAAAAACGCCCCAUUCCAAAUCCCAUUUGUAAAUUUGAAGAUGCAUUUCAGCAUUAUCCUGAUGUUAUGGCAAACAUAAGAAAAGUAGGUUUUAAGAGACCAACACCUAUUCAGUCUCAAGCGUGGCCAAUUGUCUUACAAGGCAUUGAUCUUAUUGGCAUAGCACAAACAGGAACUGGGAAGACAUUAGCAUACCUUAUGCCUGGCUUCAUUCAUUUGGAUUCACAACCUGUACCCAGAAACAAGCGAGGUGGACCUGGUAUGUUGGUUCUUACCCCAACUCGAGAACUGGCUCUUCAGGUGGAAGCAGAAUGUUCCAAAUAUACAUACAGAGGAAUUAAGAGCACUUGCAUAUAUGGCGGUGGAGACAGGAAGGGUCAAAUAAGCCUUGUUACCAAAGGUGUUGAUAUUGUCAUUGCUACCCCUGGAAGACUGCAUGAUCUUCAAAUGAAUGACUUUAUAAAUCUGAGGAGCAUAACCUACUUGGUUUUGGAUGAAGCUGACCGAAUGCUAGAUAUGGGAUUUGAACCCCAGAUAAUGAAGAUACUAUUAGAUGUACGGCCAGAUAGGCAAACAGUCAUGACUAGUGCUACUUGGCCAGAUUCUGUUCGUCGCCUUUCAAAAUCAUAUCUGAAAAAUCCUAUGAUUGUUUACGUUGGCACCCUGGAUCUGACUGCAGUGAAUACAGUGGAACAAAAAGUAGUCGUUAUCCCAGAAGAGGAAAAACGAUCCUUCAUACGGUUCUUCAUUGAUGCAAUGAAGCCUAAAGACAAAGUCAUCGUUUUUGUUGGAAGAAAACUUACAGCUGAUGAUUUGUCAAGUGACCUUAGCCUCCAAGGAAUUCCUGUCCAGUCUUUACAUGGCAACAGAGAACAGUUUGAUCGCGAGCAAGCUUUGGAUGACUUUAAAAAAGGGAGAGUGCGGGUACUUAUUGCUACAGACUUGGCAUCCCGUGGCCUUGAUGUUCACGAUGUCACACAUGUGUUCAACUUUGACUUUCCACGGAAUAUUGAAGAGUACGUCCAUCGAAUAGGACGAACUGGAAGAGCAGGACGGACUGGAGAGUCUGUCACCCUGGUCACCCGGAAUGACUGGAGGAUUGCUUCAGAAUUGAUUAAUAUCCUGGAAAGAGCAAAUCAGAGUGUGCCUGAGGAACUCGUGUUAAUGGCGGAGAGAUUCAAACUCCAUAAGGAAAAAAAAGAUGUGGAAAAAGGUGGAAAAGUUAGUGGGAGGUGCUGGAAAGGAAUAUGAAUGCAGUUGCAAACUUCCAGUGGAGAGUUUAGGUGCUUGUAAACUUCCUUAUAGGCAAGAAAUUAGGUUGCAUACACUUAGUAUUCUGGAGAUGGUUGGUCUUCUUUGUAGAAUUUGUUUAAAGUCUAGAAUUUUAAAAAUAUAUUUUGUACUUUGUUAAUAAAAAUCUAACCUUUUAAAGGGUUGGAGUCUCAUUUCCUUACUAGUAAUCCCUCUUCCACCCCACCCCGCUCCAUUACCACCCUUUUCAUACACCCUCAAAGUGGAAUUUUGGGAUAGUGUAUAUAAUACAGACACUUCAAGUGCCUUGCUUCACCAACUAUUUAGUGAAGUGUGCUGAGGGAUCAUAAUGUAAAUGUUAGCCCAAAUGUAAACUAAUAGUUACAAUGUUUAAGUUGGAAAUUAACCCUAUU
Tachyglossus aculeatus (Australian echidna) is the source of this 2409-nucleotide messenger RNA. RefSeq names its product DEAD-box helicase 43 (gene DDX43). The transcript is spliced from 17 exons. The record is from RefSeq and is a predicted model, not a curated record. The coding region runs from base 8 to 1996 and encodes 662 amino acids. Gene Ontology annotation, molecular function: ATP binding; RNA binding; RNA helicase activity. Lineage: Eukaryota; Metazoa; Chordata; Mammalia; Monotremata; Tachyglossidae.